Messenger RNA from Bufo gargarizans (Asiatic toad), 1880 nucleotides. Its product is annotated as sulfotransferase family cytosolic 1B member 1-like. The record is from RefSeq and is a predicted model, not a curated record. The transcript has 8 exons. Gene Ontology annotation, molecular function: sulfotransferase activity. Gene Ontology annotation, biological process: sulfation. The coding region runs from base 821 to 1705 and encodes 294 amino acids. Gene Ontology annotation, cellular component: cytoplasm. Lineage: Eukaryota; Metazoa; Chordata; Amphibia; Anura; Bufonidae.
CACAGCCACUUCUGUGCAGAGUCCUAUCAGGGUGUUCUUACUCACAGUGGUCCUGUGGAUUUCCUUCAUCAUAGCUGAUCCUGUGCAGAGACCUAUCAGGGAUACCUUCAGCACAGCCACUUCUGUGCAGAGUCCUAUCAGGGUUUCUUUUAUCACAGCUGAUCCUGCGCAGAGACCUAUCAGGGUUUCCUUCAUUGUAACAGAUCCUGCGCAGAGACCUAUCAGGGUUUUCUUCAUCACAGCUGAUCCUGCGCAGAGACCGAUGUUUCAGCACAUUUUGAAGAAAAACAUAAUAAAAAUCCUAAGGGUCUAAAAGCAUGGGGAACAGCACAAUGUGAAUUACAGUGGAGGGGAGGAGAUAUAAUAAAACCAAUAUCACAGAAGAAAACCAAAUGUAUUUAUUAAACACAUCAACCCCCAAUGUUUUAAAUGUAGAAUUAGACCUGAAUUGUUUUAUAUAAGCGUCACAUUUAACUGCUGAUAUCAUGUGAUGUCAGUCACUACGUGUGGGGUGUAACCUUUUAAAACCUCUGGGGGAGGAACAGCCCUAUAUGCAUAACCACAUGAUUUUUAUUCUGUAAGUACACAAACUACAUCAGAUCUCACCCAGAGGUGCGCAUGUUUGUUUUUCGAUUCUGUGCAAUAAAUUCCCAGACUCCAUGAAGCGAAGGAACAGCCACAGAGUCUGCGACUAAACCAACUCGGAGGAAGAAAGAGGGACGCUCGCGCACCUAACAGCCGACUGCCUUGGCUACAAUCCAGAUUACUGGCAACAUCUAACAGCGCCACCCUGACUGGUCUGCAGAUCACAUUAGACAUUAUGGAUUCAAAAUGGCGUCGGAAAGAUUGGGUUAAGAUCCGCGGUGUCCCAAUGAUCUGCGCUUGUUCUUCAAACUGGGAGAGGAUUGAUAAAUUCCAGGCCAGAGAAAAUGACAUUGUUAUCGCCACCUACCCCAAAUCAGGUACAACAUGGAUGAGCGAGAUUGUGGAUGCCGUCCUGAAUGACGGGGACACAGAGAAGAGCCGGAGAGAUAACAUCCUUAACAAGGUUCCAAUGCUGGAGUUCUGGGUGCCCGGUGCAAUACCCCCAGGAUCUGAGGUUUUGGACUCUCUACCUUCUCCUAGAGUGGCGAUAACCCAUCUACCAGUCUCACUCUUUCCCAAGUCAUUUUGGGAAAAAAACUGUAAGAUUAUCUAUGUAGCGAGGAAUCCUAAAGACGUGGUCGUGUCAUUUUAUUAUUUCGAUAAGAUGAACCAACUACAUCCGGAGCCGGGGACCUGGGAGGAAUACUUGGAGAAGUUCAUUCAAGGAAACAUGGGAUUUGGGCCAUGGGGAGCUCACGUCAAAGAGUUUUGGGCCUUAAGACAAGAAAGAAACAUCCUUUAUAUGUUCUAUGAAGAUAUGUUGGAGGACCCAAAGAGGGAGAUCCGGAAAGUAAUAACAUUUCUGGGGAAAGAUCUUUCAGACGAUGUCCUAGAGAAGAUUUGUCUACAAACCUCCUUCAAGGCCAUGAAAGAGAACCCAACAACAAACUACACCGAUAUCCCAUCUACUAUUAUGGACCAAACUGUCUCUCCGUUUAUGAGGAAAGGAAUCUGCGGAGACUGGAAAAAUCACUUCACUGUGUCCCAGAGCGAGAGAUUCGAUGAGUAUUAUCAGAAAGAAAUGUCCAGCACUGAUCUAUCCUUCCGCUUCCUGGUGUGAAUGAGUUCAAGGACACAACCUAGUCUGACAACGGGUCUACAGAAACCUUUGGACAGUCUUGGUAUUCUCAAGCUGUAAUGGUGUACUCCGACCAUUUUUGAGGAGUAUUUUUACCCGAGGAGGAGUAUGAAAUUUGCAGUAAUUCAAAUACAUAAUAUAUCUGCCUACACUUGUU